AUGGAGACUAUUGAUGCUCACCGCUACCACAAAACUGAGGUUCAAGCUCCCAAGACCACGAUACCCAAACCGAAGAAGGUUGUAUGGAAGGUACCGGACUUGGUUUGCCGGAAGUGGUUGUAUGCCCAUGAUUGGAAGAAGGUGCCGGGUAACGAAACCAAGUCGAAGAGCAUGUUUUUAGAACACCGGGUCGAGUUUGAGAAGACCGAGAAGGAUGGUCGGUCGCUUCAAGCACUAUCAGAAGUUAUCACACGAGAAGAAUGUCGAGGCGGUCCAGGUCAGCAAGAAGGCCAAAGCUGA
Molecule: messenger RNA, 300 nt
Organism: Marasmius oreades (fairy-ring Marasmius)
Lineage: Eukaryota; Fungi; Basidiomycota; Agaricomycetes; Agaricales; Marasmiaceae
Exons: 5
Coding region: 1-300 (99 amino acids)
Source: RefSeq, a predicted model, not a curated record